AUGCCCGAGCGACGCGCGGACGCGCGCGGGCGGCGCGCGCGGACGAUUGUAUCCGUCGUUCGCGAUGGCUGUCGUCGCUUCAUCGCGCGCGCGCUCCGCGCCGGCCCGAUCCCGCGGCACGUGGCGGUGAUCAUGGAUGGGAAUCGUCGGUUCGCUUGCGCGAGCGGCGUGGCGCUGGCGCGCGGGCACGCGCGCGGCGCGGACGUGCUCAGGGAGGCGUGCGCGUGGUGCUUCGAGCUCGGCGUGGAGACGCUGAGCGUCUACGCGCUGAGCACGGAGAAUUUCAAGCGCUCGGAGCGCGAGCUCGAGGCGUUGUUCGAUUUGGCGUGCGGGGAAAUCGGAACGCUGAUCGACGACGAAGGGUUGCGACUUAGAGAGGCGCGCGUGCACGUGAGCGGGGAUUUGGACGCGCUGCCGAAGCGCGUGCGAGACAAGGCGAAGGAGGCGAUGGAAAAGACGAAGGAUAAUCGAGGACCGAUGUUGAACGUGUGCAUGGCGUACACGGGGCGAGAGGAUAUCGCGCGCGCGGUGAUGAAGACGCGGGAAGACGUCCGGGGAGGAGCGUUGGACGCGAGCGAGGUGGACGAACGCGCGGUGGCGUCGCGAUUGCACGGCGCCGAGCGGGAAAUCGAGCUCGGAGCAGGCAUGCCGGAGGUUGAUUUGCUCGUGCGCACGAGCGGGGAAACGCGGUUGAGCGAUUUUAUGCUCUUCAACGCGCGAUUCGCGAAGUUGGUGUUCGUGGAGGUGUUGUGGCCGGAUUUCACGUUUAUGGAUUUUGUGCACGCGGUUUGGCAGUAUCAGCUCGGGGCGAAGGAUUUGAAACGGUCGAGACAGGCGUACGGCGACGCGAAUGCGAUCGAGGCGGAAUCUGCCGUCGUCGCCGAGGUUCGCGUUCAGCCGGGGCGCGUGGCGAAAGGGGCGAAGCGUAGUGUGUAG
Molecule: messenger RNA, 936 nt
Organism: Ostreococcus lucimarinus CCE9901
Lineage: Eukaryota; Viridiplantae; Chlorophyta; Mamiellophyceae; Mamiellales; Bathycoccaceae
Exons: 1
Coding region: 1-936 (311 amino acids)
Biological process (GO): polyprenol biosynthetic process
Cellular component (GO): endoplasmic reticulum
Source: RefSeq, a predicted model, not a curated record